AUGUCAAUUCUCGAUAUCCCCGAGCUCGCAAACCUGCUCGCCUCAUACCUCUCCCUCCUCGACCUAUCAAUCUGUAUCCGCGUCAGCAAAUCCUGGAACUACACAUUUGUCCCGCACAUUUGGCACAUUAUCCCCCCACCGGCAUCCAUCUUUAUGGCGCAGUCAACACAUGAGAGCGCGGAACUCUUGCGCCUUGCCACUCGAUCCGACUUUCUUGCUGCUCAACAACAACCUCAGGAUUCUUCUCAAGGAAUUAACAACAAGGCUGCAUGCUCGGCAACCACCACUACUACCACCGCCACAGUCGAUCCAACCCAAGACUCAACUAGUCCGGAACCGACCGAACAAGAACUACUGCUCCACCUGCUCAAAUACUGUCCUAACCUCCAAUCUCUCCAUCUUGAUCAGUGGAGUGGUACCAAUGCUGAUCUGGACUUUUGGAGGACGUUUGCCAGAGAUGUGGUCCCCAGCCUUGUCCAAUUCCGCGUUGAGUUCACUUACCAAUGCCCCAACAGAGAGAAGCCUUAUACUGGUCCGGUGACUGUGUCAAUCCCUCCGAUCCUGAUCGACAAGUGCUCUUCAAUGAUGAACCAGCUGACCAUUCCUUACACCAACGUGUUUCUGGAAACGUCUCUUCAAGAGCAGGAACAAGAUCAAGAUGUCGAGGCGGCAGCAAUGGUAUCAAUUUCUAAUGAGGCGAUAGAGGAUGCUGGGGAAGAGAAUGAGGAUCCGGCUGGCAACGAGGAGUCAUUGGAACUGGCAGAGUGUACCAAGCUCAGGCGACUUGAGAUCGAUAACAGCACUGCAUCGUCUCUCCGUCUCUUGGCCGACGCCCUCAGAACCGGUCUCCCCAAUGUCGACGAAAUCGAGAUUAGCUAUGGCGACCAUUAUAACGACGAGUUUGUCGCCGAUGCCGUGGUCGCCAGCGUCCUCUCUGCUAACCGCAAGGGGUGGAGAAAUGUCUCCCUGCCCACUUUGGAUACACUUUCUUCCGAAGCUCUGGUGCAGCACUCGACCACACUCGAAUCCCUCCAGGUCAGGAAUACGCCUGGAUUUACCAGUGCUCAAAUGUGCCAGAUCCUCUCCACAAGCCCCUACCUCCAUACGUUCAUGAUCCUCUCUGAAGGCGAGUGUGUGGAACCGCAUGUGAGCCACAUCCUGGCGGAGGACUUUAUCGACCUCGACCCUGUUACAAACUCCCUCCGACCUUGGCCAUGCGUGUCCACUCUUAAACUAUUCCGUGCCAAGAUCCUGGGUAUCCCAAGGCCCGAUAUUACCCAGACGCACUAUGGUUGCACUCGUGGCGAGCCUGCGGUGGGGAAUGGCGAAGAAGGUAAUGGGGCGGUGGUGCUCCAGGAGACGCAUUCGGGUCAGGGUCGUGAACUCCAAGCUCAUGUGUACGAGCGUUUGUCUAGUUUCACAAGACUCAAGGUACUCGGGCUAGGUCACGACGACCGUGAUUUUGGGAACGAAAACAAUUUUGUGGAGGAACCGAGCGGCGCUUGGGUAUUGGGGGACCAAGCGUACCAGUACGAGUGUUUGGAGAUGAGUCUCGACAGUGGGUUGCAGAAGUUGGAGACGUUGAAGGAUCUGGAGGAGGUGAAUGUUUUCCGGAUGGCAACGUGUGUGGGAGUUCAGGAAGUAAAGUGGAUGACGAAGGCGUGGCCGAGACUGGUGAGUGUGGAAGGGUUGAAUGCUGAUACGAAUGAGGAGAGGGCUGAGACCUGGUUGAGAAGGUACUGUCCAGGGAUCCUGUCGAAUCCAUGCAGUUUUGAGCUUUAA
Linnemannia hyalina is the source of this 1782-nucleotide messenger RNA. The record is from the annotation of a GenBank genome assembly. Lineage: Eukaryota; Fungi; Mortierellomycota; Mortierellomycetes; Mortierellales; Mortierellaceae.